UUGAUUACGGACACAAAUUUAUUUAGAUCGUCGUCGAAUGUAAAAUCAAAUGUAAUUGACUGCUACUUUGCUUUGUGCAAUACUGCAUAUUUUAAUAACAUUCCAAUAAUUCCAUGAUUUUCCGGUUGACGUUCCUCUUUUACCAUAAGUCACAAUGUUCGUGAAUCGUGCAAUUUUAUUUCAUUUAUUAUUCGUAUACUCUGCUUUUGGUGGUCCAGAAGAAGAACAUGGAGUAAAAUACGCCAAUAAGUGUGAAGUAUGCAAGGUUUUAGCUACAGAACUCGAAGCAAGAUUAGACGAAACUGGGAAAACACAUGAUGUAUUAGAGAUUGGAUAUUCAGUGGAUGAUAUUGCACCAAAAAAGAAAAAAGAUUAUAAGAAAUCAGAGUUACGCCUAGUAGAAUCUAUGGAAAAUGUUUGCGAGCGUAUAUUGGAAUAUAAUAUACAUAAAGAACGUUCAGAUAGCACAAGAUUUGCAAAGGGAAUGAGUCAAACGUUCACGACACUGCAUGGUCUUGUGAAUAAGGGAGUUAAAGUUGAAUUGGGCAUUCCUUAUGAAUUAUGGGACAAGCCUUCUGUUGAGAUAACAACUUUAAAAACACAGUGUGAAGAUUUGCUGGAGAGCCAUGAAGAUGAUAUCGAUGAUUGGUAUCAUAAUUAUCAGGGAAAGAUUCCUUUAAUUAGAUAUUUAUGUUCUGAGCGUGCAUUGAAGGACCAAAAUGAUUCUUGCCUGUAUGAGAAAGGAGACACUGGAAAGGAUCUCAGAAAACAGGAAAAAAAGAAAAAAAAGGAAUCAACUAAUAAAGAAAUUAUGAAUGAUAAGCAUCAGAAAGCAAAACAAGAAUUGUAAAGCUGCAAGAAUAAACUGCCUGAACAAAUACAUUUA
This is a messenger RNA of Cataglyphis hispanica, 886 nucleotides long. It is a transcript of the gene CNPYb, whose product is annotated as protein canopy 4. Lineage: Eukaryota; Metazoa; Arthropoda; Insecta; Hymenoptera; Formicidae. The transcript is spliced from 5 exons. Gene Ontology annotation, molecular function: signaling receptor binding. Gene Ontology annotation, cellular component: endomembrane system. Bases 155 to 850 code for a protein of 231 amino acids. The record is from RefSeq and is a predicted model, not a curated record.